UCAGGACAGGCGCUGCACAAAACACUGUGACUGAGUGGAGUAACAUACAGAAGACUACAAUGAGGCCGAUCUAUUGCUGCAGUGCUUUGCUGCUGCUCUUCCUCAUCCCCACAGCCUGUCAAGCUGGCAACAUCCUGGUCUUCCCUAUCGAAGGAAGCCACUGGAUAAACAUGGAUAUCUUGCUUCAAGCUCUGCACUCAAGGGGACACACUAUUACUAUUCUGCGUUGCAGCAAAAGCUGGUACAUCAAGGAUAACAAUUCUUAUUACAACACCAUCACAGUUCAGGUGGAGAAGGCCUUCGAUCAGAAGUUCAUCACAAAAAUGAUAACUGAGACCAUUGAAUAUGAAAGGGGGUCUCUUCCCUUGAUACAUUUUCUCCACCUGACUUUCGGAAUGUUUGGUACGUUUGUUGAAGCUCAUGAAACCGUGGGUGCAUUUGUAUCAGCAAUGCUUGAUGACCAAGAGUUGAUGAGAAACCUGAAGGACAGCAAGUUUGACCUUGUGCUCACUGACCCCUGCUGGGGAGGUGGAAUAAUUUUGGCCAAAUAUCUGAACCUUCCUUUGGUUUUUAAUGUUCGCUGGCUGAUAGCUGGAGAAGGUCAUCUUGCUGUUGCUCCUUCACCUUUAUCAUACAUUCCUAUAACAGGAUCUGGCAACACUGAUAAGAUGAGCUUUUUUCAAAGAGUUAAAAACAUGAUUUUGCAUCUAAUAACCCAGAUACAUAAACACCUGGUGGUUAAGCUAAUAUACCAGAAAAUAUGUGACAAAUAUCUUGGGCCUGAUAAUGACUUUGACCUCUUAAUGCUUAAUGCAGACAUUUGGCUGAUGAGAGUGGACUUUGUGUUUGAGUAUCCUCGUCCCACCAUGCCUAAUGUUGUGUACAUUGGAGGGUUUCAGUGUAAACCCGCGAAACCUCUGCCUCAACACCUGGAGGAGUUUGUGCAGAGUUCUGGAGAACACGGAGUCAUCAUCAUGUCUCUGGGGACUUUUGUGAGUGAACUUCCUGCUGACAUGGCAAAUGAGAUCGCUGCAGCUUUCGCUAAAUUACCUCAGAAAGUCAUCUGGAGGUAUAAAGGUGACAGACUGGCCACUCUGGGCAACAACACUUUACUAGUGGACUGGAUGCCACAGAAUGACCUCCUCGGACAUCCUAAAAUAAAAUUAUUUGUGGCUCAUGGGGGAACAAACGGAGUCCAAGAAGCUAUUUAUCACGGCGUCCCAGUCGUGGGUCUACCUUUGUUUUUUGACCAGUACGACAACCUGCUGCGACUGAAGGAGAGAGGAGGGGCUAAGCUUCUAACCGUUAAUACAGUUGACAAAGACAACAACUUCCUGAAUGCCAUAGAGGAAGUCCUGACUGAGCCCUCCUACAGGAUGAACAUGCAGAGACUCUCCAGGCUGCACAGAGAUCAGCCAGUGAAGCCGAUGGACACCGCCCUCUUCUGGAUAGAGUUUGUCAUGAGACACAAAGGUGCAGCUCACCUGAGAACAGAGUCCUACAGACUGCCCUGGUACUCCUACCACUCUGUAGAUGUAGUGUUGUUCCUGGCUGGAGUUGCUCUGCUCAUGCUUUUAACUCUAUUCCUCUUGAUGAGGUGUUUAUACUCUGCAAUGUGUAAACCUAAAGUGAAACGUGACUAAUCAUUCAAGGGAUAUACAUUUUGUAAAUUCAUCUCAUUUAGAAAAAGAAAUAUCAAUAAUAUCAGUACAAAAAUGGAUGUUGCAAUAUUUUGUUAUAAUUUUGAGAUUUAACUGCCCAGUAAUGCAGCUUUUUGACAGUUAAACAAAGGUAUUGUUUUGUAAAGGCAAGAUUUUGUAGUAUGUUAUUUAAUUUGUUUGAUAUUCAUAUUGUAUUAACUAAAUGUAUGCUGUGACAAACACUGAACAGCUAAAAUUGUAGGAAUGAAUUUAAGGUUGGAGCCAUUUUCAGUUGUACUUAUAUGUUGUUGCUUUUCAUUUAUUGUUUCAUUUUGUGUGUGUGUGUGUGUGUGUGUGUGUGUGUGUGUCUAUCCCUCCAACCACUAGGUGGAGCAUCCUUCUUUGAAAUAAAUUAUAUAGAUAGGA
This is a messenger RNA of Seriola aureovittata, 2066 nucleotides long. RefSeq names its product UDP-glucuronosyltransferase 2C1-like. Gene Ontology annotation, molecular function: UDP-glycosyltransferase activity. The record is from RefSeq and is a predicted model, not a curated record. Lineage: Eukaryota; Metazoa; Chordata; Actinopteri; Carangiformes; Carangidae. The coding region runs from base 60 to 1643 and encodes 527 amino acids. The transcript has 2 exons.